AUGGUCAUUGUCUAUCCCACUUGGCUCUUCACCGGUCACCCUCCACCACCUCUCCAUCGUCACCCGUUGAGACAGUGCAUCGCUAUGUGGCCUUCCAUGUACAACCGUAAAAACUCACCUAAAACUCAUAUUGCGCACUUCCCUCCCUCUCUCAUUAACCCUCGACACUACCGACAGCCGUCUUUAUGGUCGCUGGUCAACGAUGAGCAACCCUUUUUAUUUCUGUCAGCCUGGUAUUCAACAUCCAUCGUGAUAAAGGCUCAAGCUCUCCGCCCACAACAGAGAUCCUCAUUGUACGACCUCGCCGAUGGACAAUUCCUGAUCAAGAGCGAGUCAUUGCGCCUCAACCUUGCUUUCGGCCUGGUACUCGACAUCGACUGCGAAAAAGACGCCCAACUCAUCCCCCGGCUGGAGACACUUCUCAUACAAUACCCACAACACUUGCUCUCACUCGACCUGUUCCGAACGCAUACUGGGUCCAUCGUCGCACAUUACUUACUAGCCAUCGUGUUUACCAACUGUCACAUCGUGCCCGACAAGGAACUCACCCGUCCUCUUGGUACAAACACCGCCAGUCGUCAACUGUUGACUAUUGAAACGCCUCGCACCUCAAUUCUUCUGUCAGCCUCGUACUGCUCAACAUUGAUUGCGUUAAAUACACUGCCCAUACGAUACCCAUAA
Messenger RNA from Psilocybe cubensis, 681 nucleotides. RefSeq lists its product as uncharacterized. The transcript has 5 exons. Lineage: Eukaryota; Fungi; Basidiomycota; Agaricomycetes; Agaricales; Agrocybaceae. The coding region runs from base 1 to 681 and encodes 226 amino acids. The record is from RefSeq and is a predicted model, not a curated record.